GUAAUAUACAUGCGUGGUCUUUAUCAGUGAGCGCCAGCCGGUAGUAGCACACACACACACACAGACACACACACACACACACACUCUCUCUCUCUAUCUCUCAGGGUGUCAGUCAGAAACACAGUCGCCUCUUGAAGACACACAGCACUGAAGUGACUGGUAACCAUGACGGGGCUUCUGCUCCUGUGUCUGCUCCUCCUGCUUCAAGGUCAGAGGUCGUCAGCAUGCCCCCACCUUUGCUCCUGUCAUGGUGGUCAGGUGAACUGUAACGGCAGGUCUCUCACCUCCUACUCGCUGCCUGCCAGCUUCCCUGCCGGGACCACCGAGCUCCAUCUCCACAACAACUCGCUGGCCACACUCCCUAACGGGCUCCUGGAUGAUCUGACCUCUCUCCGCUCUGUCUCCCUCCACGGUAACCCCUGGGUGUGUGACUGUGGUGUCCUGUACCUGCGAGCCUGGCUGCUGCGUCAGCCCGCCGGCCUCCAAUCACACCUGGGCGUCAACUGCAGCUCCCCUCCAGGCUUGAGAGGGCGGCUGGUGGUGUAUUUAACAGAGGAGGAGGUCCUGGAGUCCUGCCACUACUCGUACUGUGACCUGGCUUUGGCCUCACAGGUGUGUUUGUUUGUGUUUGUGGUGGUGCAGGCGGCUCUGCUGGUGGCCCUCAUCGUGUUCCUGAAGAGAUUCGAGAGGCUGUCCAAAGAGGCGAGGAGAACCACAGAGGAGAGCUUCACAGCCGGGGAGGGUCAGAGGGACUACACAACUUUAAAGGACAGCCGCAUCUGAGCCCAUGACAUUUUCUUUCGUUUCUGCGGUUUACAGCUCCCUUCCUUUUCCCAGCGAUAUAAUUUUUCUUCUGAAUCUUAUCACUGACUCGCUUGGUAAAGCCUUUUCCUCUCUUUCCUGUGAAAUAUUCUUUCAUAAAAGUAGCAAGGAUAACAAAAAUCAAGAAAGAGUUCUUCAACGGUAAAUAAAUAGUUGUGUUCAAAAUAUGUUGUGAGUGGUUGAAAAAUAUGUUCAUUUUUUUGUAAAUUACGAUAAACAUGUAUUUGGCAUUUCAGAACUUCGGCUACUUGUCAUUUACUAGCCAACAUAUAUGCCAGUUCUUCUGGACCUAAGAAUUUAAAAAUUAAAAAUAAAAUAUAUUAUUAUUAUAGGAGAAUCCAUUAUUGGUUCCCAAUGGGAAAAAUUCUGGCCUAAAUCAUAACAUAAUAACUAAUGAUGAUAUUGGCACUAAUGGGAUUGUAGUAAUGUAAAGUCCAGUCAUUUUUAAAUAUAACCCAAUAUCAAGUCACACAUUUUUCCUCAGGGGUCUUUUACAACCUUUAAAGGGUUUCUAUACCCCCUGUUCUUACAGCCACUUGUACUCAUUUCACUCUUUCUCAAUUAAAGUAUUUGUUUCAGUGUUCUGUGGUCAAUGGAUGUAUCAGUCAACAUUUGUGAAAUUAGCACUUUGAGAUGCUUUAUUUGUUGAUGUGAGAGCAUUUAAAGAUAAUCUUUAUUAAAGAAUGAGACAUGUUUAAUGUUAAUUUUACAUGUGGCAGUUUUAUUUGUUUUCCUAAUGACAUUAAAUUUUAACAUUUAUUUCAGAUGUAAAAUUGGCCAUUCUCUACUUUAUUGUGAUAUUUGUUUAUCAGAAAAAAAUAUUCUUAUUGUGCCAUUAUUUGCGUGUCCCACAUACAGUGUUAGAUAUUUCUUUUUUGGACUACAUUCCUGUGAAAGGUUUAUUUAAAAGGUAUUUACAAUGCAUUAGCCACACUGAAAAUUUAUUUGUCAAUAUACAUUCUUAAUACAUUUUAUUGUAUUAUGGACCAAAUAAAUAAAGACAUGCGGAACCUUU
Scophthalmus maximus (turbot) is the source of this 1837-nucleotide messenger RNA. RefSeq names its product glycoprotein Ib platelet subunit beta (gene gp1bb). The transcript has 2 exons. NCBI's taxonomy places the organism in Eukaryota, Metazoa, Chordata, Actinopteri, Pleuronectiformes, Scophthalmidae. The coding region runs from base 166 to 783 and encodes 205 amino acids. The record is from RefSeq and is a predicted model, not a curated record.